GGCUUUGACUGUUUAUAACACUGUAUAAAAAGAUAAAAUUGAGACAAUUAUUUGAUCAUCAAUUAUUUUUUCUUAAACUGUUUUUUUUUUUUGUUUUGUUUACAGGAAAGGAGAGAUGUUAUUGCCCUGAAGACAUGAUUCCUGAAAAAGGCAGUUAUCAACAGAUUAGAUAAAGGGUCAAGCUUGCUGUGAGACUUUAAUUUUGUGUUUAAAAUUUUCAUGUUAAUUCUUUUCACUGCAUUUACCCUAUAGUUUGUAGGGAAUAAUGAGCCUCUGCAGAUGGCGCCAAAUACUCGAACGGACAUUCUAUGCGAACACGGCCCUAUGAAGCCCACCCACCUCCACGCCCACCCGCACUACACGCGCUGCAGCUCUCACAGUACCCCGCGGACACGGACACUACAGCCUGGGUGUAUUUGUAAUGAAUACACGGUUUAUGAGAGUUUUGUUGUCGUUAUUUCGGCGGUGAUGGUCUCGUGUGAGAUGACUCGGACACUUCCGCUGCUGCUGCUCGUCUUCUGCUGUCUGUCUGUCCGCUGUCAUGUAAAUCAGUCCGAUCAGCAUCACAAAAGAGCUUUUCCCGUCAUAUCGAUUCAUUAUGAGGCGGUUCGGACGCCGUUUGAGGUCGCGCUCUGGAUCCUGCUCGCGUCACUCAUGAAACUCGGUUUCCAUCUGAUCCCACGUCUGUCCAACGUGGUUCCUGAGAGCUGUCUGUUGAUCGCUGUGGGUUUACUGCUGGGCGGUUUGAUCCGUGUGAUGGGUGAAAAUCCCCCCGUGCUCGAUUCCCAGCUGUUCUUCUUGUGUCUCCUCCCUCCCAUCAUCCUGGACGCCGGCUAUUUCCUGCCGAUCCGACCUUUUACAGAGAACGCCGGCACCAUCCUGACGUUCGCGGUGGUGGGAACGUUGUGGAACUCGUUUUUCGUGGGGGCGGGGCUGUACGGAGUGUGUCGUCUGGAGGGCGGCCGUCUGGCUACGGUGGACCUGUUGUCCUGCCUGCUGUUUGGAUCAAUAGUGUCGGCCGUGGAUCCGGUGGCCGUGCUCGCUGUCUUUGAGGAGAUCCACAUCAAUGAACUGCUGCACAUCCUGGUGUUCGGAGAAUCGCUGCUCAACGAUGCCGUCACGGUGGUGCUGUAUCAUUUGUUUGAGGAGUUUGCUCACGUGGGCGAGGUGACCCCGGGCGACGUCUUUCUGGGCGUUCUGUGUUUCUUUGUGGUGGCUCUGGGGGGCGUGAUGGUGGGCGCGGUGUACGGCGUGCUGGCCGCUUUUACCUCGAGGUUUACCACGCAUACGCGCGUGAUCGAGCCCCUCUUCGUGUUUCUGUACAGCUACAUGGCGUAUCUGUCUGCUGAAGUCUUCCACCUGUCCGGUAUCAUGGCGCUCAUCGCGUGUGGUGUGGUGAUGCGACCGUACGUCGAAGCCAACAUUUCCCACAAGUCUUACACCACCAUCAAAUAUUUCCUGAAGAUGUGGAGUAGCGUGAGCGAGACGCUGAUCUUCAUCUUUUUAGGCGUGUCCACAGUGGCCGGACCCCACGUUUGGAACUGGACAUUUGUCACCAUCACACUCAUCCUGUGUCUGGUGUCCAGAGUUCUGGGUGUAGUCGGUUUAACGUACAUCAUAAAUAAGUAUCGUAUGGUGAAGCUGAGCGGUAAAGAUCAGUUCAUCGUGGCAUAUGGAGGUUUGAGGGGAGCCAUCGCCUUUUCUCUGGUCUUCCUGCUGUCCGGCGAUGACUUUGCAAUGAAGAACAUGUUUCUAACAGCCAUCAUCACCAUCAUCUUCUUCACGGUUUUUGUGCAGGGGAUGACCAUCCGGCCUCUCGUUGAUCUCCUGGCUGUGAAGAAGAAGAAACAGAGCAAAUCUUCAAUAAAUGAGGAGAUUCACACACAGUUUUUGGAGCAUUUGUUGGCUGGAAUAGAAGGCGUGUGUGGGCACUACGGAAACCGUCAUUGGACCGUUCUUCAGAUGAAUCGUUUUAAUAAGCGCUACGUGAAGCGUUGGCUGAUUGGUGGAGAACGCUCGCAGGAACCUCAGCUCAUCUCCUUCUAUAAUAAGAUGGAGCUCAAACAAGCCAUGAUGCUGCUAGAGCGCAACAGUUCAGCCAGUCUGAACACUGCAGGACGCACAACCACCACACUACAGCAGAGCAGCAGAAGAACUCUAAACAUUUCUAAAGAGCGAGAAGAAGAGAUCAGAAAGAUUCUCAGAGCCAACCUGCAGAAGACCCGGCAGAGAUUACGCUCAUACAGCAGACACACACUGAUGCUGGAUCCUGCAGAAGAUGACUGGAGUGAGACACAUCUCAGAAAACAGCGUGUGGAAAUCCAGAGACGUAUGAGUCUGUUUCUGACUGUUCCUGCUCAUCGUCAGGAUUCUCCACCAAUAAGACGAGCUCGCUUUGAAUCAGAUAACCAAGAGCACAUGACCAGGCCGAGUAUUCUGCUGAACGUUCCUUCAGUUUCAUCCGUCCUUCAAGACUCAGUCACAAUAGACAAUGAAAGCGAGAAACGUGAUGAGUCCAGACGGAGAAGACACGGAGGAGACGAGAAACAGGAGGGUGAGCGAGGAAUCAGGGGAAGGAAGCCGAGUGUUACGUUUGCUUUAGAUUUGGAAGAACAGAAACUUUCUCGCUGUCUGAGAGAUCUGGGUCCAGACCAACUGAACGAAGACGACGAGGAGCCGUUUUUAUCACAGUGACCGCCUCACAGUGUUUGUUUCAUGUGUGUUUAAUAAAGUUGAUUGUGAAACUCGA
Triplophysa rosa is the source of this 2749-nucleotide messenger RNA. RefSeq names its product solute carrier family 9 member A1b (gene slc9a1b). NCBI's taxonomy places the organism in Eukaryota, Metazoa, Chordata, Actinopteri, Cypriniformes, Nemacheilidae. The transcript is spliced from 12 exons. The record is from RefSeq and is a predicted model, not a curated record. Gene Ontology annotation, cellular component: membrane. Gene Ontology annotation, biological process: proton transmembrane transport; sodium ion transport; regulation of pH. Bases 280 to 2694 code for a protein of 804 amino acids. Gene Ontology annotation, molecular function: sodium:proton antiporter activity.